Molecule: messenger RNA, 1644 nt
Organism: Bacidia gigantensis
Lineage: Eukaryota; Fungi; Ascomycota; Lecanoromycetes; Lecanorales; Ramalinaceae
Exons: 2
Coding region: 1-1644 (547 amino acids)
Biological process (GO): mannosyl-inositol phosphorylceramide biosynthetic process
Molecular function (GO): mannosyltransferase activity
Source: RefSeq, a predicted model, not a curated record
AUGAUUGCAUUCGCCUCAACUAAGUCUAGCAAGUCCCACGGGCUGUCUUAUGUCGGUCUUGCCUUGAUAUUCAUCAUUCUAUGUCUCUAUACAUUUCCCAAUAUCAGGCAGGAGCGUCUCCUACCACUAUCACAUAGGAAGCAAAGACCCGCGAAGGAGCAUGGCAGUUCGACAACUUUCAAUCGAAAGACUCAUUCAACCACCAAGAUCGUCGAAUUGCCGCCAGAUGAGAGGCCUGCCUUCCGAUACGGCAACAUCGAGACAUCUCCAAUGAAUCUCGAAGGUGAUCGGUUACGGAAGACCACAAUCAUAACACCGCCCACCCAGCAAUCGCCCAAAGAACAAAUAGCUCGACAGCUAUCCCCGUCGGCUCUUCUCAGUCGACCACUCCCAACCUCCCAGACCACCGUACCGAAGCUCAUCCACCAGAGCUGGUCAGACACCCGCCUCCCUGAGAAAUUCCGCCAUUGGAGCUAUACAUGCCGCGCCCAACACCCGGAUUGGGAAUGGGUAUUAUGGACCGACGCAGACAACCUGCGAUUAGUGGAGAAAUACGCCCCCUGGUUUCUUGACACCUACAACGCUCUAACAGUGGAGAUUGAGCGCGUAGACGCAGCGCGAAAUAUCUACAUGCACGUUUUUGGCGGCCUCUACUUAGACCUCGACGUUGAAUGCCUCCGCCCAACCUCCGCCCUCCUCUCCACUUUCGGCCCCUCCACACCAACCCGCACAGCCUACGUCGGCCGUAUGGGCACAAUCAACGAGUCCGUCCACUCCAUCCCCAACGCCUGGAUGAUGUCCACCCCCGCCCACCCAUUCUGGCUGCUCCCACUCGAAUACAUCGCGGACACGCUCGCCGAGGUGGCCGCAGAGGAAGAAAGCGAGCGCUUCCUCGAGGAGCCAAGAAUGAAGAUCCAGGCGGAAGCCAUCACCGGGCCUGGCGCUUUAUACGACAUCAUUGGAAGAUAUAAUGGUGAUGGAGGGGUCGUGGGGGCAUACAAUUGGGAGAAUAGGGAUACACAGAAUUUGGAUGAGCAUUACGCGCUUUCGGGCUGGGGCGUUGGCGAAGGCGGACCGGGUGGCGGUGUGCUGUAUAAGACCGACGCGUCUGUGAGGCAAGAGGUGCAGGUUCUACCCGACUGGGCGAUCUAUCCGUAUAGCUGGGGGCCGGAUGGGGAGGAUGUGCGCGAGAUUUGCUCGACGUGGAUUAAGAGUGAGGAUUUCAACCCGGAGUUGUGUAAGGAGAGGUUAGGGGUUGCGGGGGAGGAGGACGAUGAUGGGACGGUGACAAGGGAGGGCAGUUUUGCUAUUACGUAUUGGAGUCAUAGUUGGUCGCGUGGAGAGGGGACGGCGCAUGAUGAGUCCAGGGUGGCGUUGUUGAAUGGAGAGGGGCAUGCUGAGGAGGGUGGUGAUGAGGGUGGUGGGGAUGGGAAGGAAGGGGGUGAGAAGGAAGGGGAGGGUGAGAGUGAUGGGGGGGAAGUGCAGCAGGAAGGAGCGGAUGAUGGGUUAAGUGAUGAGGAGAAGGAGAAUGCGAAGAAGAAGCAGGAGCAUGGGCUGAGGUUCGAGCAGGAACCCGGGCUGAGGGAUCAUCGUGAGGAUAGGUUAGAGGAGGUGGAGGUCAAGGAUCAGCUUCGUGCUGUGUGA